Acaromyces ingoldii is the source of this 1846-nucleotide messenger RNA. RefSeq lists its product as hypothetical. Gene Ontology annotation, molecular function: sucrose alpha-glucosidase activity. Bases 134 to 1846 code for a protein of 570 amino acids. Gene Ontology annotation, cellular component: fungal-type vacuole. Gene Ontology annotation, biological process: sucrose catabolic process. The record is from RefSeq and is a predicted model, not a curated record. Lineage: Eukaryota; Fungi; Basidiomycota; Exobasidiomycetes; Exobasidiales; Cryptobasidiaceae. The transcript is spliced from 4 exons.
CUCCACGCAGACCUUAGCGCCCGAGAUUUGACCGAAGAGGCCGUUCAAGACUUGCUCCGGUCUGUACGAAAAGUCAGCAGGUUCUGUACGUGAUCUCCCCUUUCUUGAGUCCUCGGAGCGGCUUGAUGGAAGAAUGUCGGUUCAAUCUGUGCCUGUGCGUGGGGGCCCCAGAGGACGGAAACCGCAUGCCAAGCUAUGCCGAGAGCGCGGGGGUGGCGACAUGCACUGGAGGAAGGAUGCCUGUUCUUCUCUGGACCUGAACGCCACCUCCGCGAAGUGCACCACCUCCAAUGGCGAUGCUCCCUCUUCGUUCCAGCCUCCGCUCUACACAGAGUCUGCGAGGCCACAACUGCACUUCUCGCCCACAUCUGGGUUUAUGAACGAUCCAAAUGGCCUCGUGUAUAGCAAUGGGACCUGGCACAUGUACUACCAGUACAACCCAAAUGCGACAGUGGCGGGUAACCAACACUGGGGCCAUGCCACUUCCAAGGACCUCUUCACCUGGCAGCAGCACCUCCCUGCCAUCGCACCUGAGAACGAGGGAGAAGGCAUUUUCUCGGGCUCCGCGGUGCUUGAUGUCAACAACACCUCCGGGUUCUUCGAUGACAACGUACCGGCCGACAGUAGAUUUGUCGCCAUAUACACCCUGAAUACGCCAGCCGAACAAAACCAGAAUAUUGCCUACUCAACCGAUGGUCAGCACUACACAAAGUAUUCCGGCAACCCCGUCAUCUCGCUCAACACGACGCAGUUCCGCGACCCGAAAGUCUUCUUCGAUGAUGCGACGCAACAGUGGGUCAUGACGGUGGCGCAUCCCCAGUCGUACGAGGUUGGCUUUUACGCUAGCAAGGACCUCAGAACAUGGAACGAGCUGAGCCGGUUUGGUCCCCAUGGUGUGCUGGGCUUCCAGUACGAAUGCCCUGACCUCGUGCAGGUUCCUGUCAAGGGAGGCGAACGCGACGGUCAAUUGGCAUGGGUCCUCGUUGUGUCUAUCAAUCCAGGCGCGCCUCUCGGAGGCAGCUUCGUCCAGUACUUUGUCGGCGACUGGAAUGGCACAGCCUUCCGGCCUGAUAAUGGAGCAGCACAGAUUGCCGACUUCGGCAAGGAUUGGUAUGCUGCGCAGACCUUCUACAAUGCACCUCAGGGUCGCACGGUGGGACUGGCCUGGGCAUCCAACUGGCAAUACACGAAUGUGGCCCCUACGUCGCCCUGGCGAUCGGUCCAGUCGCUGCCGCGGGACAUGACUCUCCGAUGGACCAACAUGAAUCCGUUGCAAAAGGGCUACGUCCUAGCGCUCGAGCCGUCUCCGGAAAUCCUCUCCCUGCCAUCAACGCCGCUGCUCAACACGACCAAGGCAGAGAACACCACAGUCGUCCUUCGCGGCGACGGCGCAUUCGACGUCCGCGCCACGGUCACCGCCAACGUGUCGUCGACGAAUUUUCCUUCGCUUGAGUUCGUCAUCAGCAGUAGCCACGGCUCCACCGCAGAGAAGGUCAAGAUUGGUGCACAGAUUGGUCAACCAACGAUGAUCUAUGUCGAUCGACGCACAGCCGGCCGGACUUGGGCCGACGAGAAUGUCUUCUUCACCGACCGACUCUCUGGUCAGCUGACGCCCUCGACACAGAACUCGAGCAGUGCCUUGACGACGUUUGACCUGAGACUCAUCAUCGAUCGGUCCAUCUCGGAGCUCUUUGUCGACGGGGGACUCGUCUCGAGCACUAUCCUCCACUUCUGGGACGACAAAGCCCAGCCCGCCCAGCUCGACGUUGGCACGCACGGCGGCGUCAAGCUCGACUUUAUUAGCGUCAGCCAUGUCCGUUCAACGUGGCCAGACUGCUCAUCUUAA